UUUUGGUCUCUCUUCUGUUCUGUUCCCCCUUCUUCUCUGACACCGAAUCCUCCAGACCUCAGCAGCUCAGACUCUUCCUCUUCCUCUUCCUCUUCCAGUUUUGGCUCAGAAGCUCACUCCAACUUCUGAAUCUCGCCUUUGUCGCCAAUCUCUCUUCUGUUCUAUCCUUCACUUCCCGUACUAUCUGGGAAGAUCCUUGUCCUAUAUUCUUUUUCGUUUUAACCUGAAUAAAUAUGGAAAGAAAUGGCUCUUCACUCCAUUAGUGUAUGUUCUUGUUUUGGCUAGACUCAUCUGUCGAGAUCCUCCAGCAUGCAGUCCUCGUUCCUGAUCUUUUACCUGCAUUUUCGAGCACCCAUUUGAGAGGAUCUGAGAACGAACCACCCCUCAAACCAAAGAAGCGCAAGAUCUUGAGCCAAAGCUGCAGUUCUUCCUUCUUGGGUGCUCAAGAAUCAAGACCCACUGGAGACAAAAGCUCCAUUAGCUCGUGCAAUCGACACGGUAGCAGAUAGAUCGAUUAUGAAUGACCCUCAAGCACAAGCGAAGAAGGAGGGUUUAGGAGGAGUCGCCUUUUCUUCACCUUCUUCUCCGUCUACCGCAAAUGCAGUUCCUCAGCCGUUGGAGGGCCUCCACGAGUUGGGGCCGCCGCCAUUCCUCACCAAGACAUACGAGAUUGUGGAUGACCCGACCACCGACCAGAUAGUCUCCUGGAGCAAAGGCAACAACAGCUUUGUGGUGUGGGAUGCUCAGGCCUUCGCCAUGUCCCUCUUGCCCAGGUACUUCAAGCACAGCAACUUCUCUAGCUUCAUCAGGCAGCUCAACACCUAUGGCUUUAGAAAGGUCGAUCCAGAUAGGUGGGAGUUUGCUAAUGAAGGGUUCCUAAGGGGGCGAAAAUAUCUCCUUAAAAACAUUAGGAGGAGAAGAAAUCCUCAAGUAGUGCCCCAUAGUUCGCAGCAAGGGCUCGACCCGUGUGUCGAAGUGGGCAGAUUCGGGCUUGAUGGAGAGAUCGACCGGCUGAAGCGCGACAAGCAGGUCUUGAUGAUGGAGCUGAUCAAGCUUAGGCAGCAACAGCAGACCUCCAGGACUUAUCUCCAAGCGAUGGAAAAAAGGCUUAAGAAGAUGGAGAUGAAGCAACACCAGAUGAUAAAAUUCUUGGCGAGAGCGAUGAAGACUCCCAAUUUUCUACAGCAGUUGGUCCAACAGAAGGACAGGAGGAUGGAGUUCGAGGAAGUGUUCGGGAAGAACAAGAGGAGGCGCUCCAUCGAUCAAGGACCUAGUAAAGUGAGCCUUCGUGAUGAUGAUGAUCAACUAGUCCUUAAUAAUGAACCAGGUACAGGCACUUUUGUUAAGGUCGAACCUCAAAACUAUGGAGACAUCGGUGAAUUCGAAGAGUCUGAGCUUGAGAAAAUUGCUUUGGACAUGGAUGGAGGAGUCGGUGUCGGUCGAUGUGAUAAUGUAGAGCAAGGAAAUCAAAUAAGAGUAGCAGAAGAGAAUGAGAAUAGAGGUAAUAAAGCACUUGAUGAAGUCUUUUGGGAAGAUUUGUUGAAUGAGGGCAUUGAACAAACCGGCUUACUCCAUGUUGGAGGUGACGAGGACGGGGAAGACGUGAAUGUCUUGGUUGAGCAACUGGGAUACUUGAGCUCCACACCGUAACUUGAGCAAAGCUUAAUCGAGGAAACCAAGCUGUAUGCUAGCUCUUACAUUGUUGGUUUAGUUCAUUCGUGGAUGGUUUACAUUGUCUCUCGGGCUAUGUGGAUCAAGUUUCUGUCGAAGAAUCGCGCACGCUUAGUCCUCGGCUUUCCAUUGGAUACAACUACGAGGACCUCUCCAUGGACGUGCCAGUUCUUCAUGUCAUCGACUGGAGAUUACUGCAAACUUCACAGAUGACUUCCAUAGUGUAUGCGGAGUAAUCUGUGCUCAUUUCACGUAGUUACUUUUUGGACAACAUCCUCAGUUCUAGCGAACAAGGUGGGCGGAGUCGGUCACAAUUCAAGAAAGAGAUCAUCGGCCUUAUGUGUUCCAAGUUCACGAAAAAUCACGAGGUGCAAAUUGGAAUUACAUAUGAUUCAUUGUCCUCUUUCUUUACCAACGUUGUUCCAACUGAGAGUGCAAACUGUAGUUGCAACUUGUUAUCCAAGUUUCAUUGUGUUCGUUGGAUGAUUUAUCUGGAGCAUACUGCUCACAUAUAGUA
Messenger RNA from Rhodamnia argentea, 2188 nucleotides. Its product is annotated as heat stress transcription factor A-6b-like. Gene Ontology annotation, molecular function: DNA-binding transcription factor activity; RNA polymerase II cis-regulatory region sequence-specific DNA binding. Gene Ontology annotation, cellular component: nucleus. The transcript is spliced from 2 exons. The coding region runs from base 517 to 1650 and encodes 377 amino acids. The record is from RefSeq and is a predicted model, not a curated record. Gene Ontology annotation, biological process: regulation of transcription by RNA polymerase II. Lineage: Eukaryota; Viridiplantae; Streptophyta; Magnoliopsida; Myrtales; Myrtaceae.